AUGGGUUCUCAAGAAACUAUUCCAGACGAUACAUUGUAUCCGAAAUAUCAAAGCAGUCUGUUAUUUAGAGAUAAUAUCGAUUAUCCAGCUUCAGGGCUAGCAGAACUAGCACAAGCAAGCAAGCAGUCCAAUGAUAAGAAAAGCGAGGAACAGCCUGGUGAAUGCACCUCGCACGAGACAAAAAAAGGAGUCUGCUACACUAAUGCUGGGUACAAACCUGAGGAGAGUGGUACCGAAAUAGCAGGUCUCUUUGACGAGCUGAAAGACGUAGAUAAGCAGAUGAGACAUUUACAAGAUAAGAAAGAGAUAUUGGUAUCUUGUCUCCAAGAAGCAUUCAAACGAACUACUCAGAAUACUUUGCAUAUAAGCGGCAAACUCGUUAGAUGGGCGGAUAGUACCGGCACCUCCAGCCUUAAUGACGAUACAUGUCGACCUAGGAAAAAAGCACGUAGGAGUUCAUAA
Molecule: messenger RNA, 462 nt
Organism: Exserohilum turcica Et28A
Lineage: Eukaryota; Fungi; Ascomycota; Dothideomycetes; Pleosporales; Pleosporaceae
Exons: 3
Coding region: 1-462 (153 amino acids)
Source: RefSeq, a predicted model, not a curated record